Mustela lutreola (European mink) is the source of this 3025-nucleotide messenger RNA. RefSeq names its product guanine nucleotide-binding protein G(s) subunit alpha isoforms XLas-like. Lineage: Eukaryota; Metazoa; Chordata; Mammalia; Carnivora; Mustelidae. The record is from RefSeq and is a predicted model, not a curated record.
ACUCCACCAGCAACAAUAGAGUUGCUUCCGCCACCGUCUUGGGUUUGAGGCCCUGAACCCCCUGACCUCGAGAGGGUUGGAAAGUGAGGUUGGAGAACUUUCUAGCUAGUACUUUGAAUUUUUUGGAAAUUUUUUUCUUCACCCUAGUUCGGUUGGGUGCUCCGUCUUACGGGGCCCCAAGUUUAUUUUAAGAGUCCGCCACCGUGUUAUGGGCGUGCGCAACUGCCUCGACGGCAAUAAUAUGUCAGGACAACGCGAUAUCCCCCUUGAACUCGGGGAACAGCCCGAGCAACCAUCUUUGGAGGCCCCAGGGGCAGCUGCCCCCAGUCCUGGGCCUAGCGCAGCCGAAGAGAUGGAGACCGAACCGCCUCACAGCGAGCCCGUCCCCAUCGAGAUUGAAGGCGAGGCCUGUGGACCCCCAGAGGUCUCCAGGCCCAACUUCCAGAACGUGGGAGAGGCCAUCGAAGAAGCAGGAGCCCAUGGAAGCUACAGCCCACCUCCUGAGGAAGCCAUGCCCUUCGAGGUCGAGCAACCCUGCUCAGGAGGCUUCUGGCCUACCCCGGAGCAGCCUGGAGACACCGCUGGGGCCCGUUCAGGCCUGGAGGUCUUUGGCCCAGCGCUCAAGGAGCCCGGAGCCUUCGGUGAAGCCAGACCAGGCCUGGGAGGCUACAGCCCUCCACCCGAGGAAGCCAUGCCCUUUGAGUUUGAGCAGCCUGCCCAGGGAGGUGGCAGCCAGCCUCUCCUGCAGGUCUCAGACCUCGCUCCAGGAGGCCCAGGUGCGGGGGUCUUUAGCACGCCUCCCGAGGAGCCCCAAGCUCUCAGACCUGCAAACGCAGGCUUUGGAGGAGACCGCAGCCCUCCCCCUGAGGAGGCUAUGCCAUUUGAGUUUGAUGGAGCAGCCUUUGGGGACGACAGCCCACCCCCUGGGCUCCCCCGAGCUAUCCCACAAAUCGACGGCGUUGGCGGCGGCGGCGGCGGCAGCGGCGGCCAGUCCGCGGCAGCCGCGGUCUCGAGUGCGGUCCUCCUCGCUCCCGCCGCGAACGAGCCCCCCCUCUGGGUCCCAGCCGCCAUCGGCAGCCCAUCCCGAGAGGCUGUCAGAUCUCCUCCACACUUCGCGGGCGACAGCCCCCCGAUGGAGAUCUCCGGACCCCCGCUCGAGAUUGGUAGCGCCCCCGUUGGGGUCGACGACGCUCCCGUCAACAUGGACAGCCCCCCAAUCGCGCUUGACGGCCCGCCCAUCGAGGUCUCCCGAGCCCCAGUUAAGAGAGAGCGAGCAGAGGGAGAGAGACCCCCAGUUGAGGGAGAAGCAGCCGAGAUGGAAGGAGGCUCAGCCGCAGCUGCUGCGGAAGAAGGAAAAGUCCCCUCUCCGGGGGACGGAGCCCCGGACGCCGGGGCCAAGCCUGCUGCUCCAGCCGCCGGGGCAGCCGCGGCUGCCCCUGACACUCCAGCCGCCGGGGCAGCUGCUCCUGCCGCCCCUGACGCUCCCGCCGCCGGGGCAGCCCCAGCCGCCCCUGACGCUCCCGCCGCCGGGGCAGCCCCAGCCGCCCCUGACGCUCCAGCCGCUCCAGCCGCUCCAGCCGCUCCAGCCGCCCCAGCCGCCCCAGCCGCUCCAGCCGCCGGGGCAGCUGCUCCUGCCGCCCGGGCAGCCCCUGCCGCCCCUGCGUCUGGAGCCCGACCCAAGCUGCGCUUCCUUAGACCCCCCAGCCCCGAGAUCCAGGCUGCCGAUCCGCCUACUCCGCAGCCUACUCGCGCAUUUGCCUGGCGGGGCAGGUCUGGCCGCAGCCGCGACGACGACGAGGGGUCGGUCAGCAGCGACGACCACAGCAGCGAUGAGUCCGACGAUGGGACCUCCGGAUGCCGCCGCUGGCUGCAGCCCCGGCGAAAUCGCCGCCGCCGAAAGCCCCGGCGCAACUUGCUCCGCAACUUCCUCAUGCAGGCCUUCGGGGGCUGCUUCGGCCGAGCUGAGAGCCCCCAGCCCAAAGCCUCGCACAGCCCCAAGGUCAAGAAGAUUCCUCUGGCGGAGAAGCGCAGACAGAUGCGCAAGGAAGCCCUGGAGAAGCGCGCCCAGAAGCGCGCAGAGAAGAAACGCAGCAAGCUCAUCGACAAACAACUCCAGGAGGAAAAGAUGGGGUACAUGUGUACGCACCGCCUGCUGCUUCUAGGGAGAAAAGUGGUGCCGAGCAACACUGAGGGUCGUUUCCGGCUGGACAAGCCAGCGUCAGCGACCGUAAUGCCCCCAGUCCUGGGGUGGGGGCCGGCAAGAAAGAAGGGGGCUUCAGGUGAGCCAGGAACUGCCGGGGAGGGCCCCGGGGUUCCCCAGGCUAGGCCGGUUGGGGCCGUGGUGGGCUGGGGUCGUUGGGGAAGGUGCGCCCCCGCCUCGCCUGGCACUGCUGCUUGGACUCAGACAGCUUGUCGUUGGUGUGUGUUGGUGUCCAUAUUGUGUCCGCCUGUGCAUGAUAUGCUCAAGUGUCCCCCAAUUCGCAUCCCUGGCACCCCCAUUACCCGCCGACUGUGUACUCGUACUGGGGAACGGGCUGUCUUGUGUUUUGCGCCAUGGCGCGGGCAAAAACUUUCCGUGUUUUGCACACUCUGGUGGUACCUGUGCGCGGGCGCUCUGCAGCGGCAGCGCGAAAAAUGCGGAGGAGAAGGUGGUGGGACGUCUCGGGGAGUGUGUUGGGCUGCUGGCGCGGGGGAGAGGGGGCCGCCUCUCGCUGGCCUCCAUAACCUUUUUUCUGUAUGUCUUUCUCUCUUUUUUCCCUUUGCGCUAAGCGUUUCCUCACUUCUCAUUCGUUCGCCAAACCCUCCCGCCUUUACGGUUGAAAAACCAGACACUCAGGUAUCUGGGGUCGGGGCUACACACAUGCGUUCAGUAUUCUGCACACACUCAGCUCACCUGGUGGGGGGAUGGUGGGAGGAGGGGGGAAAAAAAACCCUCUGAAUCUGCUACGGGCAGGUCUGGAUCCAAACCUACACAGGGCUGGUUCCAAGAGGGUGGGCGUGGCUGUAUUUAAAAAAUAUGAAAUAA